AUGCAUUCCUUCACCAUUAACAUGAAACUCUCCAUUCUAUUGGCCAUUACAUUGCUCAUCACCACUACCUUCAUCACUGCCCAACUCCCAUUCUCAUUCCUUGAAGUGUGUCCACACGAAACCAAGGACAAUUUCAUUCCAAUUCUCGACACACCAUGCUCCCAAGAUUUUCACAUUUCCGUAGCUCCUCUCACUCGUGUCAAUGUAACCAGCUUACCAAUCAAAGGUUCCUGUGGAGAGAGUUAUUAUCAUGUCGAUGCAUUCGGUGUCAGUGGAUAUUUAUCUGUCAAAUAUGCCUGUAAUGCAUAUGACAGAAUUUAUAGAAGUGGAGAUGUUGUAAAAUCAUGUAAUAAUGGUGGAGCUAGUUUGUUUUCAAGUGCUGCAGUGCAAGUUUCUCAAGGUUUGUUGAGUGCUGGACAAGUUGCUUUGGUUUUGAGUGAACCAAUUUAUGUUUCGGCUAAGGAUGAUUAUUCGUAUAGAGUUUUGGUUGAUCAAAAGGUGUACUAUGUGAUGAGGAAUCAAGUUUGUGCCUUGUCUUUUGCUAAUUAA
Messenger RNA from Naegleria gruberi, 549 nucleotides. RefSeq lists its product as uncharacterized. NCBI's taxonomy places the organism in Eukaryota, Heterolobosea, Eutetramitea, Acrasida, Naegleriidae. The transcript has a single exon. The record is from RefSeq and is a predicted model, not a curated record. The coding region runs from base 1 to 549 and encodes 182 amino acids.